CUAGUUUUGUGUGAUGUUUUACAUUAACAAUCAAAACAUCACAUAAUUGGCCCAUGUGGUUUAGAGUUUUUGAUAAAUUAAUCCAAUGUGUUCGAAGAAAAUAUUCAAAUUAAAAUCAACACUCAUGUCAAAUAUACCAUUGAUCAAUGUGGCCAAAUCAUUACUCAUGUGUGAUAAAGUGAUUGCAUUACCAACAGAUACAAUUUAUGGAUUGGCUACACAUGUUGACAGUACGAAAGGAAUCAAUCGUUUAUAUGAAAUCAAAUCACGAGAUUAUAAUAAACCAUUAGCCAUUUGUAUGGCCGAUGUCGACGAUAUAGCCGAAUAUGGCAAGAUAACCAUUCCGAAAAGUUUACUAUAUCAAUUAUUACCUGGUGCUAUCACUGUAAUUUUUGAACGAACAUUAAAAUUAAAUCCAUCAUUAAAUCCAGAAACGAAUCUAGUCGGCAUUCGAAUACCCAAUAAUGAAUUUGUUCGUCAAUUAUGUCGACAAUCUGGUCCAAUUGCAUUAACAAGCGCUAAUGUGAGCUCAGAACCUAGUUGUUUAAAAGUCGAAGAAUUCGAACAUUUAUGGCCAUUGAUCGAUGGUAUAUUUGAUGGUGGGCAACUUGGACAUCAGGAUCCACAAGGAUUAGGUUCGACGGUCGUCGAUUUUUCCACUGAAGGACAUUAUCGCAUUCUACGUGAUGGUUGUGCAUUUAAAUCCACUGAGCAAUUGAUUGAUAGUUAUCACCUUAAACGAUUAUUAUGACCAUAAGGUAUAUAUCAUGAGUCGGCAACCAUUUGGUAGUUGAGUGUCAACAAAAAAUUUUUUCCAUGGCAUCACAUUGACACGUUGCAUACCACUGGCCCUAUGUGGUUUACAAUGUACGAUGUUUUUAGAUGAGAUUUAUGCAACUAUCUAUUUAUACAUUCUUUCCAUUCUGCAAUAUUUUGGCCAGUACAAAAUUAACGAUGGUAAUUCGUUUGCUAUUUCAUCGGAUGGUUGGACUUUUUUUUAAUCUUAUCUUAAUUGUUUAUUUUCAAUGAAUUUAUAAUAAAGAACUGAUGAUCAAUGAA
Dermatophagoides farinae (American house dust mite) is the source of this 1059-nucleotide messenger RNA. It is a transcript of the gene Tcs1, whose product is annotated as Threonyl-carbamoyl synthesis 1. The record is from RefSeq and is a predicted model, not a curated record. Gene Ontology annotation, biological process: regulation of translational fidelity. NCBI's taxonomy places the organism in Eukaryota, Metazoa, Arthropoda, Arachnida, Sarcoptiformes, Pyroglyphidae. Gene Ontology annotation, cellular component: cytoplasm. Gene Ontology annotation, molecular function: double-stranded RNA binding; nucleotidyltransferase activity; tRNA binding.